GUCUGUAAAAUGCAGAAAAUGCCGGCAGAACUUCUGACUCACUAUUUGUGGCUAAAAGAAGUCGUAUAAAACAGGCUUUGUACGUUUUGUCUGGUUACCAGAAUACAAAUUGUCAGACUUAAUGGCCGAUCCACGUUUACGACAAUUGACAAUUAAAACGGGAGUUGUGAAACGUUUGGCAAAGGAGAAAACAGUUUGUGAAAAGGAAGUGGUUACAGAGCAGAACCGUUUGGAAAGAUUCAAGGGUGAAGGUGCAGAUGAGCACGUUCUAAAAAAACAAGAAGAAGUAAUAGCUGAGUGUGUUAUGAUGCUUCCAGAUACAUUACGCAGAUUAAGAAAAGAGUUAGAAACUCUUGAAAAAUUCUUGUCUGAGGAAGAAGAACUGAAGGAAACAAAAGAGUACGAAACUGCAAUACAGGUUGUAAAUGAUGCCAAGGAAGUGCUUGCGAAAAAGGAUUAACCAAUUUGUACAAAAAAAAACCUAAUAAGUUUAAUUUUAUAAGUCCACAAGCAUAAUUCACCAACUCUUAAUAUAAACACUAUUUUUAUUUAA
Bactrocera latifrons is the source of this 553-nucleotide messenger RNA. RefSeq names its product tubulin-specific chaperone A (gene Tbca). Gene Ontology annotation, molecular function: beta-tubulin binding. The record is from RefSeq and is a predicted model, not a curated record. Gene Ontology annotation, biological process: post-chaperonin tubulin folding pathway; tubulin complex assembly. Gene Ontology annotation, cellular component: cytosol; microtubule cytoskeleton. Bases 122 to 460 code for a protein of 112 amino acids. Lineage: Eukaryota; Metazoa; Arthropoda; Insecta; Diptera; Tephritidae. The transcript has 3 exons.